ACAAAAACAAAUAAAAGGCCAAGAGCUGGAAUAGAGGACGAGUUCCAAGAGAGAAUUAUCUUGAAUCAUUGGUCCCAGUUUGAGUUUGAGCAGUCCUUACAGGAAGUCUAAGCUCCACAGAUUAUCCUCAGGACUUGGUGGCUCAGAUCUGAAUACCAUAGUCCAUAGCCAUUGUUUUAUGAGCUAGCCACAUGCAGUCUACUAGUGUCUUCUUGUUUCCAUUCUUGCUAUAUUUGUGUCACCUCAAAUGUCAUUCUAGGGACAUCAUAACUUCAGACAACUUAUUACGCAAUGAAGGGGAAACUCUUGUGUCAGCUGGAAAGAUAUUCGAGCUUGGAUUCUUUAACACUACAUCCGAUGAUGGAGAAUUUAGAACUUAUGUUGGCAUAUGGUACCGGGCGAGUCCCGAAACUGUCGUGUGGGUUGCCAAUAGGGAUAACUCAAUUCCAAUAUCAGCUGAACUUUUGGUCGUUGCUUUUCAUGACGAUGGUAAUCUCAAAGUGUUGGACUCAACGGGGAACUCUUAUUUCUCAACAGAUCUUGCUAGUGCACCUUCUUCUAAGCGUACAGCAAAGCUCUUUGACUCAGGAAACUUGGUUUUAAUUGAUGAUUUGUCAGGCAAGAGAUUAUGGCAAAGUUUUAACUACACCACUGACACCUUCCUUCCUGGUAUGAAAAUGGACGAUGAGUUGAAGUUAACUGCUUGGGGGGUUACCCAAAAGGAUCCUAGCACUGGAAAUUACACAUUUCAGCUGAAUCCAGGAGGCAACUCCGAGUAUGCCAUACUCCAAAGGACAGUCCUACGCUGGAAAGGCUCUGCUCCUGCGGCUUCUGCUAAUCCUUUUAGUUUCUGGGAACUGCCUCCUUUUGUGGUAUCAAUGUUAUCCAAUUCCAGUAAGGAGUCUGACUCAAGCCCUCAAUCAACGCCUAAUACUUCUCAUGUGCCUUUCUUUAAUAAAACAAGGACUGAUAAUAUUGCUUCUGUGUCAUACACAAGGCUAGUGAUGAAUUCCUCAGGGGAAAUACAAUUAUAUGGAUGGGAUGACAAGAGUAGAGGGUGGUUUGAGAUGUGGUCAGAACCACAAGGUCCAUGCGGUGUGUAUAACACUUGUGGGAAAUUUGGAAUUUGCAACAGUGAGAUAAUGCCUUUGUGCAAGUGUUUGCCAGGAUUUGAUCCUGCUUCUCCAGAUGAUUGGAUGGCUGGGAAAUAUACUGGUGGUUGUUCAAGAAAGUCAGAUAGUAAUUGCAACAAAAAGUCAGAAUUCGACACGUUCUUAAAUAUGCAUGCUAUGAAAUUUGAGGAGCCAGACCUGUUAUAUUCAGAGGCUAAAAGUGAAGAAGAUUGCAGAAAGGAGUGUCUAGGAAACUGUAACUGCCUAGCAUAUUCUUAUUUUGAAGUUGCUAAACCACGGAGAGGAAUAUCUAGCACGGAAACAGUAUCUAGAUGCUCGAUUUGGACGAGUGACCUCAACAAUCUUCAGGAGGACUAUACUGGUGGCUUCAACCUCUCUGUCCGUGUAGCAAUUACCGAUAUUGGAGCAAUAAGAAGGAGAAAUUGCAAGCCUUGCGGCCCAAUCAUUAUACCUUAUCCAUUGAGCAGUCAACCAGAUUGUGGGGAUCCUUUGUAUUAUAGUUUCUCUUGUGAUGAUUUAACUGGAGAAGCAAGUUUCCAGACACUGAAUGGCUCCUAUCCCGUCAUUGACAUAUCUAAGGAAAAUAGAACAUUUGUUAUAGAAGUGCAUGUAGAAAAUGUUACUGAUUCAUGUGAUACCAAAACCAAAGCUGUAUGGCUCAACCGGUCAUUGCAUUUUCAUCCUAUAAACCAGUGUUACGAUGGAAAAUUACAAAAUCUCAGUUCUGGUGGAGUUAUAAAUGAAAUACAGAUCAUGUGGGAACCACCAUCAGAACCUACAUGCACUACUUCUGCAGACUGUGAGGAUUGGCCAAAUUCAAGUUGCGGCAACAUCACGGGACAAGGACAAAAAAGGUGUCUAUGCAAUCAACACUUCAAAUGGGAUGGUUUAGCAUUAAAUUGUACCAAAGCAAGUUCAAUUUCUUUUGGUUCAGAGCAAGGAGCAUGGAGUGGAAAGAAGGCAGCAUCGCUGAAUCUCAAAGCCCUGAUAAUUUCCAUCAGUCUAACUGCUGGAAUUAUAACCAUGUGCUGCAUUAGCUAUGUAAUCUACCGUAACAAAAAGGUGGCAAGAAGAAAAGCCGAGGAAAUAAUUGUAGGGAAUAGGAUAGAUUACUUGCCCGAGAGCGAAAGUUCAUCUAAAUAUGUGAUAACAGAAGAUGAUAAGAAACGGAUCGAUGUCCCAUUUUUCAACUUGAAAAGCAUAUUAGUCGCUACGGACAACUUCUCAGAUGCAAACAGGCUUGGUCAAGGCGGAUUUGGCCCUGUUUACAAGGGUAUGUUCCCUCAAGGACAAGAGAUGGCAGUGAAGAGGUUGUCAAGUCAUUCUAGUCAAGGUGCUGAAGAAUUUAAAAACGAAGUAAUGUUAAUUGCCAAGCUCCAACACAGAAAUCUAGUCAGACUUUUGGGCUACUGCAUCGAGGCAAACGAAAAGAUUUUAUUAUAUGAAUAUAUGCCCAACAAAAGCUUAGACACCUUCAUAUUUGGUCAUGCUCUACGCCAGUUAUUGGAUUGGAAUAUCCGUUUCGACAUUAUAUUGGGCAUUGCUCGUGGGCUUCAUUAUUUGCACCAUGACUCAAGGUUACGUAUCAUUCAUAGAGAUUUAAAGACGAGCAACAUUUUAUUAGACGAAGAGAUGAAUGCAAAAAUAUCAGAUUUUGGCUUGGCCAGGAUUGUCGAAGGCAAAAGCAUAGAGGCUAACACACAAAAAAUAGCUGGAACUUUUGGCUAUCUUUCACCAGAAUAUGCAUUGGAAGGACUCUUUUCAAUCAAGUCUGAUGUUUUUGCCUUCGGGGUGGUUGUAUUGGAAAUCAUUAGUGGGAAGAGAAAUCUGGAACUUUUUGAAGGCACAAACCUCUUGGGUCAAGCUUGGAAACUAUGGAUGGAAAAUAGGGCAUUGGAGGUGAUGGACCCAAUUCUAGUGGAAAAAUUCAAUGAAACCGAAGCAUUGAAGUGCAUAAACGUAGCACUUUUAUGUGUGCAAGAAGAUUCAGGUGAUCGGCCCACAAUGUCAAAUGUGAUAGUUAUGCUUGGGAGCGAAAACAUGGCUCUUCCAAGACCAAAUCAACCAGCUUUUGUCACAAGAAGAAAUACAACAUCUAGCACAUCGUCCUCCUCUUAUUUUAAGCCAGACACCGGCUCCAAUAAUGAAUUGACCAUCACUGUUGAGCAAGGCCGAUAAUGUACUAAUUCAUGAAGCGUUUUCUAGUAAAUUUUGAACGUAGGAUAUGUAAAAUACAUAUUCAAAUACUUCAAACAUUACUUAACCUUAGUGUGGAUAUUCUUGAUUUUGCAUAGAAUGGCUAUAGUUGUUUGGGAUUAUAUGAAAAAAUAUCUCGAGCCAUGGACAA
This is a messenger RNA of Lycium ferocissimum, 3480 nucleotides long. RefSeq names its product G-type lectin S-receptor-like serine/threonine-protein kinase At4g03230. NCBI's taxonomy places the organism in Eukaryota, Viridiplantae, Streptophyta, Magnoliopsida, Solanales, Solanaceae. The transcript is spliced from 8 exons. Bases 192 to 3311 code for a protein of 1039 amino acids. The record is from RefSeq and is a predicted model, not a curated record. Gene Ontology annotation, molecular function: ATP binding; protein serine/threonine kinase activity. Gene Ontology annotation, biological process: recognition of pollen; protein phosphorylation.